Apus apus (common swift) is the source of this 1466-nucleotide messenger RNA. RefSeq names its product UBA like domain containing 1 (gene UBALD1). The coding region runs from base 179 to 667 and encodes 162 amino acids. The transcript is spliced from 3 exons. The record is from RefSeq and is a predicted model, not a curated record. NCBI's taxonomy places the organism in Eukaryota, Metazoa, Chordata, Aves, Apodiformes, Apodidae. Gene Ontology annotation, molecular function: protein binding.
UCUCCCAGAAGCGCCCCGCGGCCCGGCCCGCCCCUGGCGGCGAUCGGCGGGGCUCGCCGGGCGCCGUGAGUCAGUGCCCAGUAAACAUUGGCGUGAGCCGCGCCGGCUCCGCCAUGGUGGCGGCGCCGUGAGGGGCGGGCUGGGCGCGGCGGGGCGGCGGGGGCCGGCGGCCGGGGCCAUGGACGAGCUCAAGCAUCAAGUGAUGAUCAACCAGUUCGUGUUGGCUGCCGGCUGCGCCGCCGACCAGGCCAAGCAGCUGCUGCAGGCGGCCCACUGGCAGUUCGAGACUGCUCUCAGUGCUUUUUUCCAAGAAACAAACAUCCCCUACAGCCACCACCAUCAGAUGAUGUGCACUCCCGCCAACACGCCGGCCACGCCGCCCAACUUCCCCGACGCCCUCACCAUGUUCUCCCGCCUCAAGGCCUCCGAGAGCUUCAACAGCAGCAGCCCCGUGGCCUCCAUGGCGACCUCCCCGCCGCCCCCAGCCCCACCACUCCCCCAGCACGGGGCCUUCAACCCCUCCUGGCCCACGGCCUCUCCCCCCGGCCAGCAGCAGAGCAUGUGGACUCCGGCCCCCUCGGCGCAGCCCGCCGGCUGGCCCGCCGCCGUCUCGCAGCAGGCCACGGCAGAACAGAAGGCCAACGUGACCAUGGAGGCAGAGAGAUGAGGCCGCGGCGGAGAGCGAACGCGGCGGGGACCCCUGCCUAUAAAUACGUCUUUUUUUAUUUUUUCCCCCCUUCCCCCCCCCCUCCCCCUUCCCCUGAAGAGGAGAGGAACUCUGCUGCCAGGGCGUCUGGCAGCUGCCGAGACACACGAGCAAAUAGCUGCCUUGCAUGGGUUUGGUUUGAAGUAGUUUUUACUUGUUGUCGAGCUGAAACGGAGCUCCCCAGGGACAGCGGGAGGCUGCGAGGGACGUGGGACUGGUGCUGGCCUCUGCCUGGGACCCCCGGGGAGCAAGCACCCCCUCCUCUCUUGGGACACUGGAGUUUGCAUGCGAGUGACGCUUACGGAGGGGGUCCCUUCCUCGCUGUCCCCUGGGCCACCCCACCAGGCAGAGUGGGUUGUUACCCGAGUGUUUUCCCCCCCCUCUCCCUUAACCCCACUCAACCGGGUGGGGGGCAGACACCCCACACAGCUUGUUUUUUGGGAAGGGGGGGGAGCAAGGGCUGUUCCUGCUCGGCUGCAACCUCCGCCCCGCAUGCGCCGUGCUCGCUGGUGAGCAGGGCUGGGGGACUGAGGCUCCUGGGGAGGCGUCUGGUCCCUUGCCCACCCCUGCGAUGGGGAGCUGGGCCAGCACACCCUCCCCUCCACCGCCUGGGAUGGGGUUUGCCCCCGGGGCUGUUUGCAUGACACAGUGUAACCCUAGAGACUGGGAUCGUUUUUAACCCCUCUGUUCUUUUCUCCCGGCGGCUGGGAGUGUCCGGCUGCGCCACGGCCGCUUGCAAUACACGCUCUUCUGCUUUCAA